Molecule: messenger RNA, 2311 nt
Organism: Solenopsis invicta (red fire ant)
Lineage: Eukaryota; Metazoa; Arthropoda; Insecta; Hymenoptera; Formicidae
Exons: 7
Coding region: 804-1877 (357 amino acids)
Molecular function (GO): protein binding
Source: RefSeq, a predicted model, not a curated record
CAAAAUUUUUGUUCAAACAAAUAAUGUUUCGUAUAAGCAUAUGUUACUUCAAUGAAACAAAUUUCAGUCAAAUAAAUAGGAAUACCGAUUCUAAAGAAAUCUUGUUCUCCGUGUAGGUAUUUUUUACGACUUUUAUCUCGACUUGUGAUUUCGUCCGAAAACCAACGGCUGCACGUGGCCUGAUGAUCCACUUGCUUCGCUAUAUAGCUUCAAUGUAGCAGAUGUAGCUUCAUCAAUGUGCUCGUUACCCACCGAAAGUUGGCAACUUUCGCGCAUCGUAUUACCCGCGAUAAGAGCAAGAGUCGAUAAAUUCAGGCAACUCGGCUGAAGCAAUAAUCACGAAAAUGAACGUUUUACUCCAGAAACACGGGGGUAAACACAUAUAUAAGGUCCCGGAAGGAUUACGCGAACUAUGCGCCGACAUCGCACGCGAGGUUCGUUCUAUGAAAUCGUUAUUUGACUUACCGCCGUCACGUCAAAGGACGAUUAAAUUAUUAUCUGAUCCGUAAAGGUUCUGCGCUCGCAGCCAAGGAACAUUUAUUGCUUCGUUGCUGAUUACGUUGAAGCGCUUUUGAUCACACGGGAAAAUGCAAAAGGUAUACCGCAUCGUCUAUACAACAAUUUCACAACAUCGGAUGUCUUGAUGUUAUUCACUCGCAAACAGACGCUAAUUGGAACGCUAAGCUAAUUAAUUACUGAUGUUUACAUGCAUGCGUACGCCGCCCGGUUUAUCCCGCGAAUCAUUAUGUAAAUUCAAAGGUUGCGGAGAAUGACCGCGUGUAUAUCAUUCGCAUGGGGUUAAAAUGCGCACGACAAUCGUAUAUAACGCUGUAACCGUGUAUCGCGUUCUACAGCCGUGCAAUUGUACAAUUCCAGUCGCGGUGAAAGUCGUAAACAAUAUUUUAUUGGAUAGCCAGGCCAUCGUUGGUAUACUUCACCGGAGCGGCUUGAGUUUAGAGCAGAUCGCUCGGGCCGCGCCUAGGAUUCAGACGGCGUUCCGCGCGUACUUGGACGCGGUAGACAUGCGAGCGGCCCAGGUGUGCGACGACGCGACUUGCGACGAGAGCUGCGAGGUAUCUCUGCAAAAUAUUCUGGAAGCGACGGGGGUCCCGCUGGAACAGGCGGAGAAGCAUGCGACGAUAAUACAAGCCGCUUUCCGUGGGCAUUACGAGAGAAUGCUGUUAAACGAGUCCCGUGGCAUGAUUCAAUGGCAACGAGCGGCAACGCGGACUCUCGAGAUCCUAAGAAAGACAGGAGCUUCGCGAGCGGAGGCGUCGAGAGCCGCCAUUCUAAUACAGGCUACUUACCGCGGCUACUAUACGAGGAGAAAUCUUAAAAUGAAAAUGAAGGAAGAGAAAAGAAGCGAGGUGGACGUGGUGGAACCCAGAGAGGCCGUUCAAGCAGUAGCUUGGCUGGAUAUGAUGUACGAGGACUCAGGACUGACACCGACGAGAGCAAACGAAGCUGCAUCCAUUAUACAAAAAGCUUAUAGACGGUAUCGUGAGAGAAAAAGUGAGCCGCUAAUAGAACCAACGAGACCGACAGAGACGGAAGCUAUACUCAAAAAUUUGCAACAGAAAGUUUUCGACGAAGUCAUUGCCCGCGCGGACAUUCCCAUGGAAUUCGGUAAUCAAGAGGAUUUGACGGAAGCUGACGAGGAACUUGAACGCGCUUUUAAAGAUCGAUUGACACUUGCGAGUAUCACGAAAGAAGGAUACGAAGAGGAAGCUAUUCACGUAGAAGAGUCCGGCGAAUUAUUUGAGAAACCGGAGGACGGUAUAUAUUCGAUCGACGUGGCGGAAGAUUGGCAAGAAAGUCGAGAAAUCGAAGUAGAAUCGGAACGUGACGAAGAAACAGACGCGUACGUGCAAGACUAGUAUCGAAAAGAGAGCCGAACUUUCCGAGGAGGGGUUGGGAGAGAAAAGUGUCGCGCGACGCUGCGGAAUCCUUUUCAGAAACCGGCGGGAUGAGCCAAUUAACACAAUUAACAUGGAAGCUGUGGGCGGAACGGUGCGAGAAAAGCAACGAGACAACGAGAGCGCAAAGAGCCCGGCGAGCGAAAAGCUGCCUCCGGAGGCUGCCAAAUGCCAGAGACACCACUUUUUUUUAAUGCACAUGCUUACGUCCGAUAAUUCCGUUAACGUGCGCGCUUCCGUAGCGAGCUUAAAAUUCUUCCGGGCAAAGACUGGCUCUCUGGCACGCGUAUUACAAGUAAAACGAGUUAAAAGUUAAUUGUACCGCCUAUAUGUAUGUACAACGUUAAUUUAAUUCGGACAAUACGAACUACGCCUCUUCAUGGGCUCAUCCAAAA